Lolium rigidum is the source of this 4320-nucleotide messenger RNA. RefSeq names its product B3 domain-containing protein Os02g0598200-like. Lineage: Eukaryota; Viridiplantae; Streptophyta; Magnoliopsida; Poales; Poaceae. Gene Ontology annotation, molecular function: DNA binding. The record is from RefSeq and is a predicted model, not a curated record. The transcript has 7 exons. The coding region runs from base 241 to 3888 and encodes 1215 amino acids.
UCGGCGAAAAGGUGGGAACCGACGCGCUGGCGCUGGAGCAGUGGAGAGCUGGUUUCGGCAGCAGCGAAACCGAGGCGUCGAGCUCUUCUUCACUGUAGCAAGAAGAAGUAAAAAAAUCGAGGUCUUCACUCCUUUCUCACCCAACCCAUCCAUCUUAGCUCACCGAGAGGCGCAGGGUGCGAGGCUUGCUGGUUAUUCCCUGAUGCUUUCUUGAUUCUGUUCUGUUGGAGGAAAAGGAAAAUGAUCAACGGUGGUGUUGCUGAGCUGGCAUGCCGGAAUCGGCUCAGGAGCCAGGAUAUAAAGGUGGAGGAGGAGGAGGAGGAGGAGGAUUAUGAUGAUGAGGAGGAGGAGGAGGAGGAUGAAGAUGAGGACAGUGACAAUAAUGUCAAGAAAUCGAAGACAUCAUCUGCAGUCUUGGAUAAGGAGAAGAAAAGGAAAGUGCCAAACAAUUCCAGCAAUUAUGAUGCAAAGGAGAAGAACAAGCAUGAGAAGAGGCUGCAUGACGAUAAGACAAAGUAUAGAAAGGCAUCCACCACAACCAUUGGUGAGAAGAAAAAUGAAUUGGGGAGCAGUCAUGGCCGUGAGAAGGGGCGUACUUCUGAUCAUGACAAGGAUAAGAGGAGGAACACACCACUCCCACUCGACAAGAAUAAGGACUCUUUGAAGGAGAAGAGCAGGAAAAUACCAAACAUUCACAGCGCUGGAAAGAAGAUUCAUAGUGGCAACCAUCACAAGGAUAAGAGGACGUGCAUGUGCAGAAAGUGUAAGCGCCGUGAGAAGGAGAAAAGGAAAAAUAUGAGCACUCACUAUGGUGAAGACAAGGUGGGGACUUAUGAUUAUUGCAAGCCUCCACACCUGUUCAACAAUAAUGAGAUGCAGAAAAAUGAAUUGAAGAAGAAGAAGAAUACACCACUUGAUCUAUCUAGGGAGAACAAAACUCAGUUGAUGAAAGAUAGCAAGAAGGAGAACAAAAGGAAGAAGACGCCCGAGAUAUUCAAUAAAAGCAAGAAGAUGAGAACCAAAGACAAGGAUGAGAAGGCAGGGAGUGGUGACAGGUGGAAGACAAAUAAGAAGACAAUGGAAGACCAGAAGGUGGCAAGUGGUGACAAGGAGAAGAGGAAUGUGACCAUCUCAUUUUUCAAGUUAAUAUGCGACAAUUUUGAGAAAUUCCUGUUGUUACCACCAGUGGUUGCAACCAAAUUGAUGGAUUUAACUAAUCGUUGUGUAAAUCUUCGAGACUCGGAGGGAAAGUUUUCAGAGGUCAGGUUAUCAGUGGUAGAUGGUUCCCUAGCUUUUCAUCAGGGGUGGAACGAUUUUGUUUCAUACCAUUCGAUUAAGUUGGGUGACUUGCUCGUGUUUAAGUACACUCCCAGGUCACAAUUUUCUGUGCGGGUCUUUGGUAUGAAUUCUUGUGAAAGAGUAUGUUUUAGUGUUGAAGGGCAAGGUGAGCCGGAACGGAAAGGGUGCCAUGAACCUGAUAAAAUGGAAAAUGUUGCAGUUUCAGGACCACGUCGUGUGGCUGUAAAUUCAAAAGAAGAUCCUAGCAGAGUUGUAAGUGGGGCCGAACAUGGAUCCUUAAUAGUACUUGAUGACAAGGAUGGAUAUUUGGCCAAUGGGAAGUACAAACCAAAUGGUAUUUAUGAAACUUGGAGCAAAGGAACGAGGGGCGAUCAAAUAAUUCUAAUUGCUGAUGAUGAGGCUCCUUUAACACAAAAAAAUGAGGAUACAGAAAAGCUAAAAAGAUUGCACACGCCUUCAGAUAUGCAUGCUGUGUCUGCUAAUACAAAAGAAAACCCUAAAGGAGCUGCGAGUGGGAUCUUUUGUAGACCCUCAGUUGAUCUUGAUAACAAGGAGAGAACUUUGGCCAUUAUAGAGUGCAAAACAAACUGUAUUUCAUCAAUUUGCAGCACAGAAAAACCAAUAAGGUCUGAAAUAAUUCCAGUAAGUGACGCAGCUCCUUUGGCACAAGAAAAUGAUGAUGCAGUGGAGCUAACAGCAUUUCCUCUCCAUAUAGAAGAUACAAGCAUGAUGAAAGAAUCUGAGCCAGAGAUCGCUACUCCAGCAAAAUGUACAGAAAUACUGGAUUCAGAUGAAGAUUUAAGAAGGAAACAAGAAGGAAAUACAGUUCAGUUGGAACGUACUACAGCUGUGGAUAAAUGUCCUAAGAAUAGCAAGAUGAAUACCAAUGGAAGCGUUUGCAGCAAACAGGAAAUUAAAGGAGGUUUACCAUCCAUGGAGAAAUGGAAGACGGCUACUGUAAGUAGCCGAGCAGCUCUUGAUGGCACUGGACUGAUUAAACCAGAAAAACUAGUGAAAACUGAUGAAAAAUUGGCCGGUAAUAGCAGUUCAUUGGGAUUAAAUUCUUUUGAACAAUCCUUGCAAGGGUAUGCAGGUCAAGCAGCUCUUGGUGGCACUGGACUGAUUAGACUUGAAAAACCACUGAAAACUGAUGACGAUCUAAGAAUGAAACAAGAAGGAAAUACAGUUCAGUUAGAAUGUACUACAGUUGUGGAUAAAUGUUCUAACAGUAGCAAGACGAAUACUAAUGGAAGCGAUUGCAACAAACAUGAAGCUCCAGGAGGUUUACCAUCGAUGGAGAAAUGGAAGAAGGCUACUGUGAGUGGCCGAGCAGCUCUUGAUGGCACUGGACUGAUUAAACCAGAAAAGCUAGUGAAAACGGAUGAAAAAUUGGUCGGUAAUGGCUGUUCAUUGGGAAUAACUUCUUUUGAACAAUCGUUUCAAGGGUAUGCAGGUCAAGCAGCUCUUGGUGACACUGGACUUGAAAAACCACGGAAAACUGAUGACGAUCUAAGAAGGAAACAAGAAGGAAAUACAGUUCAGUUAGAAUGUACUACAGUUGUGGAUAAAUGUCCUAACAGUAGCAAGAUGAAUACCAAUGGAAGCGUUUACAACAAACAUGAAGCUCCAGGUGGUUUACCAUCCUUGGAGAAAUGGAAGAAGGCUACUGUGAGUGGCCGAGCAGCUCUUGAUGGCACUGGACUGAUUAAACCUGAAAAACUACUGAAAACUGAGGACAAAUUGGUCGGUAAUUGUAGUUCAGUGGGAGCAAAUUCUGUUGAACGGUCGUUACAAGGUUAUGCUGGUGGAGCAGCUCUUGAUGGCACUGGACUGAUUAGACCUGAAAAACGACUGAAAACUGAUGAUAAAUUGGUUGGUAACUGUAGUGCAACGGGAGUAAACCCUGUUGAACAAUCGUUACGAGGGUAUGCUGAUACUCACUCCCGUGUACAACAAACUCCUGGCAAGAUAUCUAAUUCUAUACAUAUCAAGACAGAGAUCGAUCUUUUUGCCCAUGGAAAAGGACCUACUGUUCAACCUAAAGCACAAAUGGAGCAAUUUGAACCCAUUGGUACCAUUGCAUGUAGACAACAGAUGAACAGUAUUUCUGGGCGUGCUGACCAUGCAGUUUCACACCCAUCAGAACAUCAUUUCUUCAGCCAGAAUGGUAGGAAGGCUAGUCACCAUGUGACCCCAGCAGUUUUGCUGCCUGUCAAGGAUGAAAUUUUCCCGGCGGUUUUGCUGCCUGUCAAGGAUGAAAUUUUGGAGUUAGAUGAUCAUUCUGUAUUAAAGACCAACUUACAAUUCUGCAUUCCUUCUACCACCCAAACAUGGCUUGAUUUACCCACCCCGCUUUCCAAUGCUCUUCGGCGAAAAGGGAGGCAAGACCGGAACGUCGUGAUGCUGAAAGAUCCUAUGAAGCGGUUAUGGCCAGUCUUUUACCACCAGAACUCCCUGUUCGUGGGAUUCACCAGGGGCUGGAAACCUUUCGUGGCAGGAAACAGCCUGCGGACAGGAGAUGUCUGCCUGCUCUUGAAGGACCUGGACGAAGACGAGCUGGUGUACCAUGUUCAGAUCGCAAGAAAAUGAGGACUUGCCAUCCUGUGGGUUGGGCGCGUGGUCUUUGGCUUCAGUCUAGCUGGAAACUUUUGACGAUGAUGUGGUUGUUGCUGGAUGCAUGGGGGUACACCUUUGUGUAUAGCGUGCGACUUCCUGGAGACGUCGCAUGGUGUAUUUUGGCAGAUUAGUACCCUAGAAACGUAGGUCUCUAGAGAAGGAACUUCUAUGUUAGAUAGCUCGAGCCAGGAGAUGCAUGCGUUUGUUGCGUCAGGUGUUGGGAGCAGAUCAAUGUGUCCUGUAACUUGGCUAGUUCAAUUUCGCUCCUGUGUCCCUUGAAUCCUCUGGUGCUGAAGCAUGGGAGGCUUGGUGAAAUUUGGUUGGAACCGUGAGUUUGUGUGAUGUGUACGCUAUGUACUAGUCGAUGCGUGUGGCAGUUCAUGUCUCGUUCCAGAUGGCAAAAUU